AUGUCAAGUUUCCCUAAGCUCAGGAAGCUUCAGGACGAAACCGAUGAAAAUGGUUCAACAAUACCCCCUGUCAAACGUUUCAACAAACAGAGAAAACCAACCCCCAAUGACUUGUUGUCACAAUUACCAGCGUUGUCUAAGCGUGUUAGUAAAGAACGGUUAAGAGAGGGUCCAGAUUCCAAUAAUUCCGCGAUCGCGCCACCAAUAAACCCUGGUCAUCAGAGUAAUGAACGAGAUUUGAACUUCACAGUCAAGCUCUCACAGAACUUGAUUGUGCAAACUAGAAAGUUGCAAGCCGAAAGUAAAAUGAAGGACCAAAAGAUUUUGGAACUUACAAAGCAAAAUAAAGCGUUGAAUACCAACGUUACAAAUUUACAAUCAAAAGUGUCGGAUUUAAGUAAUAGUGAACAAAUGUUAGACGAUACCAAUUGGCAGUUGAAUUUGAAUUAUCAAGAGAAUUUGUCUGAUUUGAAAAAAUACAAGGAACUCUACAUGAAAAUGAACAAAGAUUUGACCAUUUUGAACAAUACCAAUAAUGACUUAGCUCAACAGAACGACGAAUUGAAUUUGAAAUUGAAGAGUUUGAAUGAUAAUUAUGCCGGGGUCAAAACUUCAGGCGACUCCAAAAUCCAGGAAUUGGAAGCGCAUAUCGAUGAAUUGAAUACAGAAAAUAAUGAAUUGACCGGUAAAAUCUCCAAUUUACAAGAGGAGAUCUCAGGCGGUAACUCUGACGGUAACAAAUUUCCUAAACUUGUUAACCACAUUCCGGAUUUGAAAUUCAUGAGUAGACAACAUGACUCGUCGAAUGGUGCCAACGAAUCUAUGGACAACAUAUUUUCCGACGAGUUCAAGGAACCAAAGGGCUCGCCGAUCAAACAGAAUGCCGGAAGAAAUAUCCAAUUGGAAUCUCAAACGGUAAAAGCUAAUUUAGAUCAUGCGCAUCAAGUAAUUUCUAGAUUAAGAGGUCAGCUUUUGAAAUAUAGACGCGAGAAUCUUGGUUCUAACUCGAAUUUCUCGCCUGCCGCUAAUACCAGUGUUGAUAAUGCCGAUGCUUCACAAAUUUCUACUUCCUACAAUAAGAAAAUGACCUCUUUUGCCAGUUCCAAAGCAGGUUUCAAGCAGAAAGCUAAAGAUAUUAAAUUGCAAUCUGGAUCAAAGAAGACACCUAAGUACAAAAUAAUCGAUGAUGAAACAGAUAAGCUAUUGAUGGGUACUGAAAACUGGUUGGAUUAUGACCCAAGUGAACAUGAAAUUAGCAGUAGCGAAGAGGAAGACUUUGACAAUUUCGGCAUUGAUGAAAGUAAUUCAUUCAAUAGUAAUCAACUUCCAAGCUUUUCUGAGCCUACCGCUCAAUCAUCAUUCAUUGAUUCAAGUAUGGACAAGAGCAUUAGUGGAGAUAGUAUGAAUCAAAAGAAAAUUGUUGAUGAUUAUGUGAAGAAGCAUAACUUAAUGCUAGUUCCUGUUGAUGAAUACCAAUCGGGUAUGGUCCCAUCUGCUACCCUUACGAACCUUAAUGAAUUGCUGAAUGACGUGAAAACUGCCGAGCCAUUAAAGGACAAAAAGAGCAGAAAAUCUUUGGGUGAUGAAUUAUACGAAGUGCAAAAUUUCAGCGAAUCAGAUAUUGACAUUGCUAACAGCAGCCUUAUUGAUGAAGAUGACCUUGAGUUCAUGGAUGAUUCAAUGAUGGAAUCCUCAACUAAGGAAAGAGAUGAUUUUGUUGCUGUCAAUAACAAUAAAGAGAUCAAGCAGGCAGAAUUUGAGUCCUUGAAAUCUGAGAAUGAGAAGUUGAAGAACUUUUUGGAAGAAAACAAGGUUAAUAGAGAUAAUAUUCAUAAAUUCGCCGCUGAGUAUGACUUGAAAGCUAUUAGCAUAUCUGAACUUGACGAAUUGAGCAACAGUAAAAAAUCGUUGAAUGUGGAGAAGGCUAAAUUGGAAGACAAAAUAAAAGAAUUGAAAGAAGCAAACUCUAAAUUGAAUGAAGAAUUGAAGUCUUUGAGUGAGUCUCACAAAUCAUUCAUUAGUGGCAUAUCAGGGGAGCAUUCUAGGGAAUUGGAUAAUGUUCAUUCCAAGCAUGCUACUGAAUUGAAGGAUUUGGAUAGUCAAAAAUCAUUGGUUGAUGAGGAAUUGAAGUCAUUGAUGGCCAAAUUUGCUGCUGCAGAAAAAGGAAAUAAGGAAUUGGUUUCACAAUUGGAAAAUGUUAAUUCUUCUAAUACCAAAUUUAAAGAACAGACUGAAAACUUGAGAUCAGAAUCUAAUUUAUUGAAGACUGAAAACCAAGACUUGAAGUUCAAGAUUGAUGAAAUGACAUUCCAAUCUAAUACUACCGCUAAGAAUUACAAUAUAUUGGAAGAGAAAUAUGAAGAAUUGAAAUCUCAGCAGAAGUCUUUGUCUAGUGCUUAUGAUGAAUUGUCAACCAAACACAAAGACAUUGUUUCAAAGAAUGAAUUGUUGGUGGCAGAAGUUUCCAACUUGAAGGAAUGUCAUUUGAAGGAUUUGGAAGCUAUAAAAGCAAAGGAUUUGGCAAUGCAAGAAAUUCAAUCUAAGCAUAAUGCUUUGAUAAAAACUCAUGAUGAAGCACAAUCAUUACUUAAAACCAAGAAUACGGAAUUGGAAAACCACAAGAAUAUGAUUAAUGAAAAGGAAGCUGAAUUCUCUGAGUUAAAGAAAACGCACGAAACUUUAUCUACUAGUCAUAGUUCGACUACCUCCAAAUUGACAGCUGCUGCCGCCUCUUUGGUUGCAUUGGAAGGUGCCCACGCUUUAUUGAAGAAAGAUCAUGAUAAUUUAAAGAGCGUUCAGAGCUCAGCUAAGAAGCUGACAGAGUCACUUCAAUCUAAGGUGGAGUCAUUGACCAAAAAGAAUGCCGAACUUGAAUCAAGUAUUACAUCAUUGAGAAGUAGCAACGAAAUGGUUAAAGCUGAUUACAAGUCUGUUUUGAACAAAAACAAAUCAUUGAGAGAGAAGAUCUCCGCAUAUGAGCUUGAACUUGAAAGUUAUGGUGACAAAGUUUCUGAAGUGGAAUCUGAACUUGAAUCGAUCAAGAAAGAAAAAGACUCUGUUAUUGCUGAACACAGUUCCACUAAGGGUGAAUUGGAAAAGACAAAGUCUUCUAUGGAUGACUUGUCGAAUAUGUACAAGGGUUUGAAGGAAAGUAGCGAAGAACUCUCAGUUGCUUACAAGUCUUUGAAUGAUAGCCAUAGUGAAGUCAAUGGUAAAUUCACCGAUAUUUCAACUAAAUUUUUGGCUCUCACCGCUGCCCAUGAAGCAUUGGGUUCUAAAAACAGCACUUUAGAAAAUGAUUAUUUCUCAUUGGAAUCUAAAAACAAGAACUUGGGUACACUUAAUGAAGAAAAAGAGAGUAAGAUAAAGGAAUUAUUGGAAAAUAUUGGUAACUUGAAUUCAAGUAUCGAUAAAUUGAAGAAAUCACACGAGAAAGAUUUGACUGCCUCUGCUGCCAAGGUUGAUUCUCUUGAGACUUCUUACAAGGCGUUGACUGAAGAAAAGAGUUCAAUUACCAAUGAUCAUAAUAAGUUAAAGGAAUUGCAUGCCAGUGUGGUGGAAGGUCUCAAGGGAGAUAUUUCCACAUUGUCCAAUAAGCAUAAUGAAUUAAUCUCUUCUCACAAGGAGCUUGAAAAAUCGAUCGUUACUAAGGAAAAAGAUUUAUUAACGUUGAAGGCAAGCCAUUCAACAAGUAUUGCUGAAUUGCAAGACAAGGUAAAGGCUCACAUUGAUGAAAUGGAUAAAUUGAGAACAUCAAAAUCAAGUGCUGAAGAAACUGCAAAAGCAAAGGAUGCAGAAAUUGCUGAAUUACGCCAAUCUAUCACAAGUUAUGAAAGUGAUGUUGCUUCUAAAGAUUUGGAAAUGAAGAAUUUGAAGGAUUCUUAUAAAUCAUUGAGUAAUGACCAUUCUUCAGUCACUGAUAAUCUUAAAAAGACAGCAGCUACUUUGAUUGCAUUAGAAGGCGCCCAUGAACUAUUGAAGAAGAAUCUCGAUCAAUCGAAAUCAUCCGCCAAAUCUUUGGAUUCUGAAUUGUCUAGCUUGAAAUCAAGUCACGAAACUCAAACUGGUCAAAUUGCUGCAUUGAAUAAGAAUAUCAAAGACUUGACUACUGAAAGGGAUACUUCUAUUGAGAAACUUGAAGCGGAACGCAAGAUCAAUGAAUCUUUGAAAGAUACUCUCGAGAAACAAAAGAAGGAUUUGUCAAAUGCCGCUGAGAAACACCAAGUUCUAUUAACAGCACACGAGAAGAGCAAGUCAGAAUUAGAAGAUAUGAAGGCUCAAUUAGAUGAUUCUAAUAAACAAAACUUGGCUGUGAUUGCUGCAAAGGAUAAACUUGCGGAGACUCAUGUUGCCUUUGUUGAUACCCACAAUUCUUUGCUUGCCUCUCAUGAAUCUGUUAAAGGAGAAUUAACCAAAAACAAUUCUCUUCUUUCAAAAUCAGAUGCCAAGAUCAAAGAAUUAUCCGAUAAAAAUGGUGAAUUGUUGAGAAAUCACGGCGAUGCCGUUGGUAAAUUGGAAUCGUUGAUGAAAACUCAUAAGGAUCUCGACGACAAGUACAGUGAUCAAAUGAAACAAUUCGAAAGUUUGACAACCACCCAUGAAGAUUUGGUUUCUAAUAACAAGUCUCUUCAUGGUAAAUAUGUUGCAUUGAUUUCAAAGCAGGAUGGUUUGACCUCUAAACACGAUGAAUUAACUUCCAAAUAUAAUGAAUUGACUUCUCAACACAAGGAAUUGGCCUCUGAGCAUGAUAUUAUUACUUCCAAAUAUGGUCAAUUGACUUCCCAACAUAAAGAAUUGACCUCCAAACACGACAAAUUGGUUUCUGAACGUGAUGGUUUGGCUAGUGAACAUAAGCAAUUGACCAGUGAACAUGAUAAAUUGACUUCUGAAAAUGAUAAGUUGAUUUCCGAGCACGGUAAAUUAGUUUCCGAGCACGAUAAGUUGGCUUCUAAGCAUACUGGAUUGACUUCUCAACAUAAGGAAUUCAUCUCUAAACAUGAUGCUUUUACUGCUCAACAUGAUGACUUGGUUUCCAAACAUGAUAAGUUGAUUUCUGAGCAUGGCGAAUUAAACUCUAAAUAUGACGGGUUGACCACUAACCAUGAUGAAUUGAGCUCUAAGAACAGUAAAUUGACCUCCGAACACGGUGAUUUGAUUUCUAAAUAUGGGGCAUUGAGUUCUCAACAUAAGGAAUUGACUUCGAAACACGAUGCUUUGACUUCUCAAAAUGAUGGCUUGAUUUCUAAACACGAUGAGCUGGCAUUUGAACAUCGUGAAUUGACUUCUAAACUUGAUGAAUUGACUUCUAAGCAUGGUGAAUUAUCUUCGAAGCAUGAUAAAUUAGCCUCUAAACACGAUGAAUUAGUUUCCAAACAUUCCGAUUUGAAUUCCAAACAUGAUGAGUUGAAUUCUCAACGUACCAUCUUACUCUCCAAGCAUGAUGAAUUGGUAUCCAAGCAUAAUGAGUUAACUUCUCAACAUAAAGACUUGGUUUCUAAACAUGGGAAGCUUACUGAUGAACAUGAGGGCUUAACUUCUAAAUUUGAUGAUUUGAAUGUGAAAAACUCGAAAUAUCUUGAAGAAAUGGAGGAAGCAAGUAGAGAAAAGGCUGACUUGGAGAAAAAUAUCACCAAAUUAAAUGACAGAGUUUCUGAAUUGGACGAAAUGAAUGCCCACUAUGUCAAGGAGAAGGAGUUGAAUGAAAAGAAGAUGGAAGAAUUAGAGAAAUCGAAAUCCGAGACUGGAAACACAGUGGAGUCCAUCACCAAGAAGUUACUCGCUUUGGAAGUCACUCAUAAGUUAUUAGCCGCUGAUAAAGAUUCCUUGGAUAAGAAACAUGCUACUUUGAAGUCGGUUCAUAAUGAAGCUAUUGAGUCCAAAUCCCAAAUUGAUAAAGGUAUGAAGUCAUUACAAGGUAAAUACGAUUCAUUAGUGACUUUGAAUGGUGAAUUAGGAAAGAAACUUAAGUCAUCUGAGGCUGAUGUUAAAUCCAAGAUUGACGAGCUCAAGUCUAAGGAUAAUGAAAUCAAAUCUAAGGACAGCGAAAUCAAAACCAUGGAUGGUGAACUUAAUGCCAAGAACGAUGAAAUCAAGUCUAAGGAUAAUGAGAUCAAGGUGAUGUCUGGUGACAUUGAAUCUAAAAAUGCUGAUAUUAAGUCUAGGGAUGAUCAAAUCAAGUCUAAGAAUGAUAAAAUUGAAGCCAAGGAUGCCGAGAUCAAGUCCAAGGACAUUGAACUUAAGAAAAAGAAUGAAGAACUUGAAUCCAAGAACAAUGAAAUUAAGUCUAAGAAUGAUGAAAUCAAGGCCAAGAACGACGAAAUUGAAUCCAAGAAUAUCGAACUCAAAUCUAAACAUGGUGACAUCAAGAUGAAGGCUGAUGAGAUUGAAUCUAGAAACAUGGAAAUCAAGUCUAAGGAUAGUGAAAUCAAGAAUAUGGCUGAGGAACUUAAAUCUAAGAAUGCUGAAAUCAAAUCCAAGGAUACUGAGCUUGAUGCCAAGAAUGUUGAAAUUAAAUCAAAGAUUGCUGAAAUUGAAUCAAAGGUUGUCGAAAUUGAAUCCAAGGAAGGUGAGAUUAAGGCUAAGAAUGAGGAAAUCGAGUCCAAGAUUGCUGAAAUCAAGUCUAAGGAUAUUGAACUUAAGAAUAUGAAUGAUGAAAUUAAGUCUAAUAUUGCUUUGAUUAAGACCAGAGAUGAUGAACUUAAGACCAAAAAUGAUGAAAUUGAAACCAAGAAUGUGGAAAUCAAAUCCAGGGAUGGUGAAAUCAAAUCCAAGAAGGAGGAGAUUGAAUCUAAGAUUACCGAAAUUGCUAGUUUGGGUGCUAUUCAUAGCAAAGCCCUUGCAGAGAAGGAAACAGAACUUGAAAGUUUGUUGAAAAAGACCAAAAUUACUGAAUCCGAACGUGAUUCUCUUGCUAAGGAAAUUGCCGCUCUUACUGCUGCCAAAUCCUUAUUGGAGAAGGAAAUAUCUUCUGCUAAAUCCGAUGUUACUGAGAAGCAGGGCUUGAUUGACAUUCACCAAUCUGAAAUAAAGAAACUAUCACUGGAACUUGACUCGGUUAAAUUCCAGCUUGAAUCAAGAGAUCACGAGAUCAAGUCAAAGGGUGCUGAACUAGCCUCCUUAAAGGAAUCAUCAGAAACUUUGAGUAAACAGCACACGACUACUUCCAGUAAAUUGGCGAAUGUUGGUGGAUUGUUAGCAUCUUUGACUGCUGCUCACGAAUUGUUGAAAAAGGACAACACAAAACUUCAAGAAUCAUACAAUACUUCAAAGGGUUUGGUUGAUAACAACAAGGAUGAAUUGAGUGGAUUAAAGUCAAAAUUAGCUGAAGCUGAAAAGAAAUUGAAUGAUUUGACCUCUGAAUUGAAUGCCAAGAAUGAUGAACAUUUGAAAUUUGUUGAAUUGCAUGAUGCCAAUGAAGCUAAACUUAAGGAUUUGAAUAUUGAAUCACAAAAAAUGAGCUCAUUGCACAAGGAGAAAGAUGAGUCAUUAAUGUUGUUGAAGCAGGAGCACGACCAAUUGAAAACUAGUCAUUCUAAGAUUGAAGCAGAAUUAGCAAAGAAGACCGAUGAUAUCGAGAAGUUGACGGGAGACCAUGCUUCUGAAGCCUCUAAGCUAAUUGCGGAAGUUGAAGAAGGAAAGGCAUUGGUGUUGAAGCUUACCAAAGAAAUUGGUGCUAAGAAUUCCGAAUUGGCAGAUUUGACUAGCUCCCACGCCGAUACUACUAAGGUAAGAGAUAUGGAAUUGAAUGACUUGAAGAAAUCUCACACUGAAAAGCAUGAAUUACUCCAAGAUGAAAUUGCCAAAUUGAAGGAGUCCAGUGAAUCCAAACAAUCAACCAUUGAUGAAAUCAGCAAAGAAUUAGCGGCGUGUAAAUCUACAUUCAGUGAAAACUUGAGUGCUAAACAAAAGGAAAUUGAGGAAUUGAAAAAAUCUUUCAAAGAAAAAGAUGCCAAAUUGGUGGCCGCUGCUGCUUCCAUUACCGAGCUUCAAAAAGAAAUUAUUGAUUCUAAGGUGAAGGAAUCUGACAUUCUUGAUAGCAAUAACGGCUUAAAUAAACAAAUUGAAUCUAUGAAGGCUACCAAUGAACAAUUACAAGUCCAGAUUAAUGAUUUGACUAAGCAAAAGGAAAGAUUGGACAAAUCUGUGGUGGAACUUGAAGAAAGCAACAGAGCCCUCAAGGCCGAUAAAUCUUCUGUCGCUACCAAAUCUGCGGAAAUAGCUGCUGCAUUGGCUGCUUUGAAGACUGCUCAUAGUUCUUUGACCAAUGAUCAUAAGAUGCUAUCCGAUAAACACAAGAGCUUGAAUGACCAACAUACUAGAGUCAAUGAUAAGCGCUCCGAACUUGAUUCUGUUUUGAACUCAUUGAAGACCAAGUAUGCUGCCGUUGAACAAGAAUUGAGUGACGCUAAAAAAUCCGGGGCUCAACUACAAGCCAAAUAUGACGAUAUUGUUAAAGCUAAGACCGCUUUGGUGACAGAAAAGAAAGAAUUGGCAGGUGACAAGACUAAAUUAGUGAAGGAGUUGGAAGAAUUGAAGACAGUUAAUGAAAACAAUAGUCUGUUGACCAAGGAACUUGCUGAGUUGACUGCUGCCCAUGAACAAUUAUCUUUUACCAAUAAAGAUUUGGUAAAACGUCAAGAAGAGUCGGAGAAAGAACAUCAAGAUGCCAUUGAAAAUACCAAGAGCCAAAUGAUGGAAGAAAAGGCGGAAUUGAUGAAGAAAAAUGAAGAAUUGGAUAGUACUAUUAAGGCUUUGACAUUAGAGGUUUCUACAAUUAAGACCACCAAGGACGAAUUGACAAAGAAUAUGGAUAACUUGAACAAGGAACUUGCUUCUAUGAAAUCAACGAAUGAGGAGUUAUCUUCCAAGUAUAAUGCCUUGGAAACUGAAAAACAAGACCUCGUUACUAAACAAGGUUCAUUGGACAAAGAAUUGGGUGAUCACGAAAAUACUAAAUCUCAAUUGAAGGAUAUUACCACCAAAUUGCUUGCGUUAGAAGGCGUUCAUAAGUUGCUUACUAGAGACCACGGGAACUUGAAUGAUGAAUUGGUUUCUAUUAAAGAAUUGAAGUCCAAUAAUGAAUCUGAAUUGGAAAAAUCUAAAGCUUCCACAAAGGAAUUAUCAAGCAAAGUUGAAUCUCUCAAGGUUCAAAACUCCAAGGUACAGGCUGAUUACGACAAAAUGUUUGGGGACUACAAUAAACUCUUUGAUGAUCAUUCUAAAUUGAACACUACUCACAGAGAUUUGAACACCAAGAAUUUGGACUUGUCGUCGGAAGUAGACCAGCUUUCUACAAAGAUUCUUGAGCUUGAGGCUGCUAAUAAAUUAUCCGCGAAGAAUAGGGAUGAUGCCUUUAACUCUAAGGCUGCUGAGUAUGAUAAUUUGCAAGCUUCAAAUAACGAACUUGGUGCCAGAUUUAAAGAAUUGGAACAAAUGAAGGCUUCAUUGGAUGCCAAGAAUGUGGAAUUAUCUGGGGCUAUUGCUUCUUUGAAAGAUGAUAACGCCAAAUUCAUUGAUCAAGGUAAGAAUUCUACUGCUUUGAUUGCUUCUUUGAAAUCCGAAAACUCAAGAUUGCAAGGACAAUUUGAUGAGUUAGUGAAGUCUCAAAAGGAAUGGGAAGUGAAAUAUGCAGAAGUCAAUGAGAAAUUGAAGGAAGCCACUGCCGUUAAUGAGAAACGUACUAAAACUGUCAGCCGUACCCCUAGUGCUGAAGAUUUCGUGGAUGCUUCUCAAGAUUUUGAAGUGAUCAAGUCUGAUGAAGAGAUCCUUAAGGAGAAAGCCAGUGCAUUGAAUAUGAUUGUUGUGACUAGUGAUAAAUACAGAACCAUGAUUUCCAGCGAUGAUAUUUCAAGACCUCAACUUGAAAAAUAUGCCAGAAAACUCAACCUUCUUGUUAUUCCAGACAAAUUCUACGUUGCCACUAAUAUGUUUAAGAUCCCAGAUACCAACAACGUUAUUGUUGUUCCAAAGACCUACUACAAUAAAUUAUCCAAGAACGAAUCAACUGCCAUCCAUAAAGUGAGCAUUGAGAAAAUGAGGGAAGAAGCUCAAAAGAGAGGUUAUAAUUUGGUUUCCUCUACUAUUGAAGAAUCUGCGUCACAAGAAACCGAGAACGACGAAGAAAAUAACGAUAAAGAUACCACUAUCACCCCAACUGCCACCACUACCGAUAGAUUAACCAACAGAAAGUCCAUUCGUUCUUUCUUAGGAAGAAGCCAGACCAAGAGAGAUGAUGCGAGAUCUAUGAUGCCACCUCCAUCCAGAAAGAUAUCCUCCCCACAAAUUAAUGCGCGUCAAUCAAAUUCACAGCUCACGCAUAGAUCUACCAUCUCCACUAGACAUUCUGCCGCCAAUUUCAGCACAAGAAGUGUCACUGGAUUAUCUCUUGCCACCGAGGCUUCUCUCAGUGAACCAAAUAUUAUCGGAGCGGUGACUCAAACCGUUAUUGGUGAGUUCUUGUACAAAUAUUACCGUCGUUUAGGUCCUUUGAGUGUGAUGUCUGAAGUUAGACAUGAAAGAUACUUCUGGGUUCAUCCUUACACCUUGACCUUGUAUUGGUCCGAAGAAAACCCUGUGCUCGGAAAUCCAUCUGAUGACAAGGUUCGUGCUUGUGCUAUUGUUGGGGUCGAGAGUGUUGAAGAUAAUACUCCAUUACCAGUUGGUCUUUAUCAUAGAAGUAUUGUUGUGCAUUCUAGUGAUAGAGAUGUCAAGAUUACCUGUCCUUCAAGAUUACGUCACAACAUUUGGUACAAUUCUUUGAGAUACUUGAUUCAAAGAAACCUCGAUGGUCUAGAUUUUGAAUGA
Saccharomycopsis crataegensis is the source of this 10803-nucleotide messenger RNA. RefSeq names its product Num1 protein. Bases 1 to 10803 code for a protein of 3600 amino acids. The record is from RefSeq and is a predicted model, not a curated record. NCBI's taxonomy places the organism in Eukaryota, Fungi, Ascomycota, Saccharomycetes, Ascoideales, Saccharomycopsidaceae. Gene Ontology annotation, biological process: maintenance of protein location in cell cortex; microtubule cytoskeleton organization. The transcript has a single exon. Gene Ontology annotation, cellular component: cellular bud tip; mitochondrion; cell cortex. Gene Ontology annotation, molecular function: tubulin binding; phospholipid binding.